Cordyceps militaris CM01 is the source of this 1443-nucleotide messenger RNA. RefSeq names its product calcium ion transporter Vcx1, putative. NCBI's taxonomy places the organism in Eukaryota, Fungi, Ascomycota, Sordariomycetes, Hypocreales, Cordycipitaceae. The record is from RefSeq and is a predicted model, not a curated record. The transcript is spliced from 5 exons. Gene Ontology annotation, molecular function: calcium:proton antiporter activity. Gene Ontology annotation, cellular component: fungal-type vacuole membrane. Bases 1 to 1443 code for a protein of 480 amino acids. Gene Ontology annotation, biological process: intracellular calcium ion homeostasis; calcium ion transmembrane transport.
AUGGAUCCUACCAAACCCACCGACCGUAGCUCGUCGGAGCGCACGCCUCUGCUCAACGGCGAGGGCGGCUCCAAUGCCGGCGCCGGCGCCGCGACUGGCCGCGGUCGUCACCACCGUCCGACUGGCGGCUCCAACCUCAAGCACUUCUUGCUCAACCAUCGCUACACCCCCGGUACCGAGCACGACAGCAUUGUGGUGCGCAGCGCUGCCUACACCUGGCACGUCGCCAAGGUGACUCUUCUCAGUAGCUAUGUCAACUUCCUCCUCGUCAUGGUUCCCGUUGGCAUCAUUGCCGGCAUCCUCGACUGGAAUCCCACCGCCGUCUUCACCAUCAACUUCUUCGCCAUUAUCCCGCUUGCUGCCGUCCUCUCUUUUGCCACCGAGGAAAUCGCCCACAAGCUCGGCGACGCUCUCGGCGGCCUUCUCAACGCCACCUUUGGCAACGCCGUGGAACUGAUUGUCAGCAUCGCUGCCCUUCGCGACGGCCAGAUUGAAGUUGUCCAGUCCUCCAUGCUCGGCUCCAUCCUCUCCAACCUGUUGCUCGUCAUGGGCAUGUGCUUCCUCUUUGGCGGCCUCGUUCACCGUGGCACUAACGGCAACGGCACCGAGCAGACCUUUUCCGCCGCCGUAGCCCAGACCACUUGCUCUCUCAUGGCCCUCUCCUCGGCCUCGCUUGUCCUCCCUGCCGCCCUCUACGCUGUCAUGGACCAAAGCGGUUCCACCGCCAAGCGCGAGUCCAUUCUCGUCUUCUCCCGCGGCACCGCCAUCAUCCUGCUCAUCCUCUACGUCCUCUACCUGAUCUUCCAGCUGCGUACCCACAGCAACCUCUUCGACAUCGAGUCUCCUUCUAACAUUGCCGCCGACGCCGCCGGUGCCGAUGACGAGACUACCCAGACACCCGAGACCGAAGCCGCCGAUAAUGAAGAGGAAAGUGAGCCUGUCAUGGGCCCCAUUGCCGCCCUUGGUGUCCUUGUCGUCGUCACCAUCCUCGUCGCCAUUUGCGCCGACUACCUCGUCGGCAGCAUCGACGACAUUGUCGCCGCUACGAACAUGAGCAAGGCAUUCAUCGGUCUUAUCCUCCUACCCAUUGUCGGUAAUGCCGCCGAGCACGUAACGGCUGUCGUUGUCGCCGUUCGCAACAAUAUGGAUCUUGCUAUGAGUGUGGCCAUUGGAUCCAGCAUUCAGAUUGCUCUCGGCGUCACCCCGUUCCUGGUUCUCGUUGGCUGGAUCAUGGACAAGGACAUGACGCUACGCUUCGAGACUUUCCAAACUGUGUCGUUUGCGGUCUCGGUUCUCGUCGUCACAUACACUGUCCAGGACGGCAAGUCCAACUACCUCGAAGGCGCCAUGUUGAUUGGUCUUUACACCAUUAUUGCCGUUGCCUUUUACGCUACCCCUGGCGACGCCAUGGACACCGUCAUGACCCUCAUCGCUGGCAAAUAG